GGCAAGAGAGAAAGCGGGAGUACAAGGGAACGAGAGAAAGGAAGAGAAUAGAAAGAGAGAGAAAAACGGCUGAGAGAGAAAGAUUGGGGGAAAUAAAAAGAGAGAGAGAAAGAGGGAGAGGGGAAAGAGGGAGACGGAGAGGGAGAGAGAAUGGCAUUCCUGGACAACCCCGCCAUCAUCUUGGCGCAUAUCCGGCAGUCCCACGUGACCAGCGAUGACACGGGCAUGUGCGAGGUCGUCCUGAUCGACCACGACGUGGACCUGGAGCGGUGCCAGCAGUCCUCCGCCCCGGGGGACGGGGGGCGGGGCAUGUCCGGGCCCAGCUCCCUGGGGGACGGCGGUGCCGGUGAGACCCAGGGCUGCGACCUGUCCCAGUCCGUUGACAUAACCUCCAGCUGGGACUUCGGCAUCCGCCGGAGGUCCAACACAGGGAACCCAGGCAGACGUGAGAGGCCCGGGGCAGCCGCUCAAAAGCUGGAAAGACUGAGGAAGGAACGUCAGAAUCAGAUAAAAUGCAAAAACGUGCAGUGGAAGGAGAGGAGCUCUUCACAGUCAGCGGAAGACAUGGGCUCCCUGUUUGAGAAGAAGGAUUUCCGGGACCGUCCUCGGACCGCGGGGCGGCAGUCUACCCUCUCCCUGAGGCUGGAGCAGUGCCCCCAGCAGCUCAACAACCCUUUCAAUGAGUACUCCAAAUUCGACGGCAAGGGCCACAUCGGCACGACCGCGACCAGAAAAAUCGACGUCUACCUCUCGAUGCAGACGGGGCAGGAGAAGCUGCACCCCAUGACGGUGGUCACCAUGGCUACCGCCCGAGUCCACGACCUCAUCGGCCUCAUCUGCUGGCAGUACACCAGUGAGAACCGCGAGCCCAAACUCAAUGAGAACGUCAGUGCGUACUGCCUGCACAUUGCUGAGGAUGAUGGGGAGGUGGACACCGACUUCCCCCCGCUGGACUCCAACGAGCCCUUCCACAAGUUCAGCUUCGGCACCCUGGCCCUGGUGGAGAAGUACACCUCCCCGGGCAUGGCCUCCAAACAGUCGCAGUUCGUCAGAAUAAACGCUGCCCACGGUUUCUCCCUCAUCCCGGUGGACAGCAUGAAGGUGACCAUGAAGGAGAUCCUGCAGAAAGCGCUCAAAAAGAGGAAGGGCUCCCAGAAGGGCUCAGGCCCUCAGUACCGGCUGGAGAGGCAGACGGAACCCAACGUGGCCGUGGACCUGGACUGCACGCUGGAGAGCCAGAACACGCUCGAGUUCUGCCUGGUCCGAGAGAACAGCUCCAGGGGGGAGGAGAGCUCGGAGGAAGACCCGCCCAUCGACAUCACCACCGUGCAGGACAUGCUGAGCAGCCACCACUACAAAUCCUUCAAGAUCAGCAUGAUCCACAAGCUUCGCUUCACCACCGACAUCCAGCUCGGUGUCUCUGGAGAGAAGGUGGAGAUCGACCCUGUCACUAACCAGAAGGCCAGCACUAAGUUCUGGAUCCGCCAGAAGCCCAUUUCCAUCGACUCGGACCUCCUGUGUGCCUGCGACCUGGUGGAGGAGAAGAGUCCCAGUCAUGCCAUAUUCAAGGUCACCUAUCUCAGCAACCACGACUACAAGCCCUUGUACUUUGAGUCUGAUGCGGCCACAGUCAAUGAGAUCGUACUGAAGGUGAACUACAUCCUGGAGUCGCGGGCGAGCACCACCCGGGCCGACUACUUCGCCCAGAAGCAACGCAAGCUCAGCCGCCGCACCAGUUUCAGCUUCCAGAAGGAGAAGAAGGGCAACCAGUAACCCUCCCCCUCUCCCCGCGUGGACCAAAGGGCGCCCGUGUUGAGCUGGACGGACAGACGUACGAACGAAUGGGCAGAUGGAGGAGGCGGAGCCUGGAGGAGGAGGGGCCAAGCACAGAAGCUGAGAAUGCAUCCCCCCAGGAAAGGACAAACCUGACCGACCUAGCGCCUCGGGUGUGAGGUUACGGUCACAGUUCUCUGCCACAGCGCCCCCUUUUGUCAACAUGAGGAUCUCCACCCUCUGGAUGCCAUAUCAGUGCAUAGACAGUUCAUUAUUAUUGUUAUUACAAGUUAUUUUUUAUUUUAUAUAAAAAAAGACAUCUGUGGAGUACAAGCAAACGCACAUAGCACCAGAAGUGAACCAAGGAUUAUGGUGCCUGUCCUCAAUUUCACGAAACUGCGUGGGAAAGAAAGGCGGGAGAGGGGUGCAUUUCUGUGAGCGUGUGUGUGAGUGUGUGCGCCGUUGCCAGAAUCAGUCGGUGAAAUCCACUGGCUGCAGACGGGCUUGCACAUGAAGGCGUUCCCGAUGCAGACAUUCGCGGGGUGCACAGCGCGAGCGCGGUUCCAUUCAGACCACACCCUUCACCCUGUACGCGUUUGUGAUGCGUAAGCUUUAUGGGGACUCCUCCCACAGUCCUGCGCAUAAAGGAACGGGCCUUGCGUUCGGUAUUUGUAAAUAGCUGUUCGAUUCAGGGUAAACCAACACGACGAAACUUGCUCUGGCCAUAGUACUUCAGUGCCUGAAACAGUACAGUAGGGUGUACAUGUAAUGCCAGUUUUGUUUUUGUAUUCGCAGAAGUGUUAAGGUUUUUUUUUUUUUUUUUAAACUCUUGCUUAAGGAAGGCCGGCAGUUCCAAACCUGUAGAUCGGAGAAGAAUCUUAAUCGUGUACAGAGUAGGAAGUGCUGUUCGGCACGGACGGGAGGAAUACUGCAGUGAAAUGAAAGGUUUUUAAGACCAGGAGAAUAUUUUAUGUACUGUGAUAAGUGACUCUACACUGCAUUGUAUGUAUUAAGUGUAAGAUGUGGGGGGGGGGGUGGGGUGGGGGGUGGGGGGUGCCCUGUCUGUCAAACAGAUUAAAACGUUCGUUCAGGCUGACCAAUCAGAGCCAGUCUAGAGAAUGUAUGACUUUUUACAGAAAUGUUUUUUGCUGUUAAGACACAAUUAUAACGCUUACCCAUUUCUGCGGUUCUUUAUUUUGUUUAUUUGUUACUUUUUUUUUCCGAUGCUGCUGAAUGACUGAAUGAAUGCAUUUCAGGGGGGUACAGUUAAGAGUAGUUAUUUUAUUCAGAUCCAAUCCUUAGACUCAGGGGUUCUGUUCAGCAAUGUUUGUCAAUUCGCUGUUAACUUUCUCCUUCUCCCUCUUUCCCUCUCUUUUUUUAAACGGAAAACUGACAGAAGCGCUCCACGCACCUUUUUCUCAGAUGUUGGUAGACGGCUCAAAUUUUUUUGGGAACUGCUUGUGUUUCUGAAUGAACUGCCCAUUAAAGUCAUUUCAAGUGA
Messenger RNA from Anguilla anguilla (European eel), 3274 nucleotides. It is a transcript of the gene mapkap1, whose product is annotated as MAPK associated protein 1. The record is from RefSeq and is a predicted model, not a curated record. Gene Ontology annotation, cellular component: plasma membrane; cytoplasm; TORC2 complex. Gene Ontology annotation, biological process: TORC2 signaling. Bases 151 to 1773 code for a protein of 540 amino acids. Gene Ontology annotation, molecular function: phosphatidylinositol-4,5-bisphosphate binding. Lineage: Eukaryota; Metazoa; Chordata; Actinopteri; Anguilliformes; Anguillidae. The transcript is spliced from 12 exons.